AUGGCAGUAUAUCUACUGUGGAGAGACCAGAACAACAGAAUUCCUCAGAGAAUAAUUUGAGACCGGUUGAAUCCUGUGAGUUUUAUGAUAACGAUGAGUUUUGAAGGAGAUACCGCUUCUUCAACAACUCUGUAAUGCAACUGGAAAGAAAGAGUGGACCAACCGUUAAGCAUGGGAGUGAUAGGAACGAGGCUGUACCCCCACUACUUCAGCUUCUGGUGGCCCUACAGUUCUAUGCAACGAGAUGUUUCCAGAUGGUGAUCUUUUUUUGGAUGGGGACUCCACAAGUCAACCGUCGGCAGGAUUGUAGUCAGUGUCCAGUGCUAUUGCCGGUUUGACGAAUCAGUACAUGAGGUUCAACCCUACAGAGGAAACACCAGCUGGAUUUUACUGGCGUGCUAGAUUCCCGGGUGUACUAGGGACAACAGACUACACACAUUAUUAUUUGCAGUAGCUCUUUUGCUCCACAGCAGGACCCAGAUUACAUGGAGCAGCCGUCCCCCACAGACUACUCCAGGCACUUGCAGGAGGACACCGAGAGGGCCAUCUCCAAAGCUGCAGCCGAUCAGCAGGAGGAGAGGAGCCCAGAGGGACUGCUUACUGCACUCUCUCCACAGUCCUGUGGGGAGAGUGUCUCCCCACGCCUUCCCCCCCAGCCUGAGAUCAAGGUGAACCCUGAAACCCCUCUCAUGCCUCCUUCUAACCCCCCUGUGAAGGAUAAGCCCCCUGCCCACCGUAUUGUAGAGGUGGCCAUCCCCCAGGCCAUGAUGACUCCAAACAUGCAGGGUAUUAUAAUGUCCAUUGGCAAAGCAAGGACUGUGUUUGAAAAGCUUGGGCCUGAAGCGGCCUUCUUCAAGGCCAUUAAGGUGGAGUACACCCGUCUGCUGAGGUUUGCCCAGGAGGACACAGCCCCGGGGAGUGACUACCGACUGCAGCACGUCAUCGUCUACUUCAUCCAGAACCAGGCCCCCAAGAAGAUCCUGGAGAGAACCCUCCUCAUGCAGUUUGCCGACCGAAACCUGGGCUUUAACGAACGGUGUAAGAGCAUUAUGAAAGUGGCGCGUGCCAAACUAGACCUCAUUAAGCCAGAGGAGAUCAACAUGGAGGAGUAUGAGAUGUGGCAUCAGGACUACAGGAAUUUCCGCGAGACAACAAUCUUCCUGAUGAUUGGCUUGGAGCUGUUCCAGAAGAAAAGCUUUGUGGAGGCAUUGAUGUACCUGAUCUACUCAUACCAGUACAACAGAGAGCUGUUGGUCAAAGGGUUGUACCGAGGUCACGACGAUGAGCUCAUAGGGCUCUACCGCAGAGAGUGCCUGCUGAAACUGAACGAGAAUGCGGCGGGGAUGUUUGAGUCUGGUGAGGAGCCGGAGGUGAGCAACGGCUUGAGCAUCAUGAAUGAGCUGGUGGUGCCAUGCAUCCCCCUAUUGCUGAUCCACGACAUAGACGAGGACCUGCUGUCUGUGGAGGACAUGAGGAACCGCUGGUGCUCCUACCUGGGACAAGAAAUGGAGCCUAACCUUCAGGAGAAGCUGACGGACUUCCUCCCCAAGUUACUCGACUGCUCAACAGAGAUCAAAAGCUUCCAUGACCCUCCCAAGCUGCCCACCUACUCCACCUUAGAGCUGGUUGAGCGCUACAGCCGUGUCAUUUCCUCCCUGAGCCGGGUGCCUGCAGACGGGAGAUGAGCUGAGGGGGCAGCAGCCUCACGGCCCUAUACGGCCCCCUGGGCACUCACUCAUGGACCUCUUUUAACCCAUGCCUUCCUUAUAAACCAGGGGUCGCUAGCUGUUAUUCCUCUGUUUCUCUUUUGCUGCUAAAGGUUUUAACAUAAUUUCAAUUAUAUUUUUUAAGCAAAACGCAACAGAAAAAUGUAUGAAUGACCGGACAGUUGGAAAAAGUGAAGCUGGAAAAGUAGUGAAAAUGACGAUCUUGUAGUGAUUGAAAGCCAGCGCAUGCUGCUCCAAGCAUUGUUAAAUGAGGUUGAGGUUGUUUUUUGUAGCUGUUUUUUGUUGUCAUGCGGUUUGCCCCCCCCCCUCUCCCUAUCUUAAACAUCCCUUUCCCCCUUCUCCCAGAUGCUCUGCCAUCAGUUUUGGUACAGUAUUAUCAUAUUGGGUUUUUUCUAAAGAAAGCUACAAAAUGAGAACCAUGUGAUUUAUCUGAGGCUUCCGAUAUCUCAAGUGGGUCUGGGGCCUGCAUCAAAAUGAGAAGUUUUGAGUGCUGUGUUAGACAUCCAUGGACACUCUGUGGCUUGUUAAUAAAUCGAGAGAAUACAAUUUUAUUUAUGGCCCUUUUAGGCCAAAUAUGUAUUUCCUU
Oncorhynchus gorbuscha (pink salmon) is the source of this 2313-nucleotide messenger RNA. Its product is annotated as ubiquitin carboxyl-terminal hydrolase 25-like. The transcript is spliced from 10 exons. The record is from RefSeq and is a predicted model, not a curated record. Lineage: Eukaryota; Metazoa; Chordata; Actinopteri; Salmoniformes; Salmonidae. The coding region runs from base 486 to 1685 and encodes 399 amino acids.